AUGCCUUGUUUAAGUCAGUGGACAUCUGCCAGACAGAAUCAAGCACCACAAGCUGCCCCACCAGCACCUCCCAAGCCUACCACUGAAGAUCUUAUUAAUGCCAUGUUGGCUGAUUCUCAACAAUUCAAACAAGAAACUCAAGCAGCAAUAAAAAGUUUAGAGAAUCAAGUGGGUCAACUCUCAGAAUCUUGUAAUCGAAUGCAAUCUAAAUUGUUCAAUCAACUACCAUCCCAACCUGAGAAAAAUCCUAAGGAGAAUGCUAGUGUAGUGACUUUGAGAAAUGAUAGUCCAGAAGAUGAAAAAGAGGCACCUAAGCCAAAAAAUCCAGCUCCACCAAAGCCUACCAUUGUCAUACCCCCACCCUUCCCAAGCAGAUUAAACAAUACUAAGAAGGAAGAAGCUGACAAGGAAAUUCUUGAAACAUUUCGCAAGGUGGAAGUGAACAUUCCUCUUCUUGAUGCCAUAAAACAACUACCGCGAUAUGCCAAGUUUCUGAAGGAGCUUUGCACCAAUAAGCGCAAGUUAAGGGGUAAUGAAAAAGUAAGUGUGGGGGAGAAUGUGUCAGCAGUCCUCCAAAAGAAGCUUCCUCCAAAGUGUAAGGAUCCUAGAACUUUCACUAUUCCUUGCACUAUUGGAAAAACCAGGAUUGAGCGGUGUAUGUUGGAUUUGGGGGCCUCCAUUAAUGUCAUGCCAUUCUCUAUCUAUAACUCCUUGAAUCUGGGUCCACUUGAAGAAACUGGGAUAAUCAUUCAACUUGCUGAUAGGUCGAAUGCCUACCCCAGAGGUGUCAUUGAAGAUGUGCUAGUUCAAGUUAAUGAAUUGGUAUUUCCAGCAGAUUUCUAUGUACUUGAUAUGGAAGAUGAUUCUAUCCCUUGCUCCACUCCAAUUUUGUUAGGAAGACCAUUCAUGAAAACAGCAAGAACCAAGAUUGAUGUCCAUGAGGGAACCUUGACAAUGGAGUUCGAUGGAGAGACAAUCUGA
Molecule: messenger RNA, 981 nt
Organism: Cannabis sativa
Lineage: Eukaryota; Viridiplantae; Streptophyta; Magnoliopsida; Rosales; Cannabaceae
Exons: 2
Coding region: 1-981 (326 amino acids)
Source: RefSeq, a predicted model, not a curated record